GCGCCUCGCUGGUCGUGCCUGGGGCCCGGGAGCAUGGCCAGCGGCUGCGGGGCGAGGCUGCCGCACAGCAAGGCUCUCACCUCCCCCUACCCCGGCUCGCAGGUGCGGCGCAGCCCGGUGCCCCGGGCCAAGGUGGGCUGGCAGACCGAGUGGGAGGACUACAGACCCGUGGAGUACACUGCCGGGGCUGUCCUGGCUGGACCCAGCUGGGCAGACCCUCAGAUCGAUGAGGAAGGUUUUGCUCCCAAGUUCAACCAGAGGGAUGGAGAAGUGGAUAGGCAGAGCCUGCAUGGCCUCUAUCUGGUGGAGAAUGGGAGGCCCAGGAACCCAGCAGGCAGGACUGGGCUGACAGGCAGAGGGCUGCUGGGGCGCUGGGGGCCAAACCAUGCUGCUGACCCUGUGGUGACCAGGUGGAAGAGAGAUGGAAGUGGCCAGAAGGUUGCUCACCCAGUGAGUGGCAAACACAUCCUGCAGUUCAUAGCCAUCAAGAGGAAGGACUGUGGGGAGUGGGCACUUCCAGGGGGCAUGGUGGACCCAGGGGAGAAGAUCAGUGCCACCCUGAAGAGAGAGUUUGGGGAGGAGGCCUUGAACGCCCUGCAGAAGUCCCCUGAGGAGAAAGCAGAGCUGGAGCAGCAGCUCCAGAAGCUCUUCAGCCAGGAGCACUUCGUGGUGUACAGAGGCUAUGUGGAUGACCCCAGGAACACUGACAAUGCCUGGAUGGAGACUGAGGCUGUCAACUACCACGACGAGACAGGUGAGAGCAUGGAGAAGCUGCCUCUGGAAGCUGGGGAUGAUGCUGGCCUGGUGCAGUGGGUUGACAUCAGUGAGGAGCUGCAGCUGUAUGCCAGCCACAGCCACUUCCUCCAGCUUGUGAGUGAGAAGCUGGGAGCCCACUGGGGGCAGGGCCCUGCUGCUGAGUGCCAGCAGUGAUGGGGGGCAAGGAGCCCAGGGAGGAGCCUCUGGGGUGGGCACUGGGGGGGAUGCAGCUGGCAGCAGCCAGGGAAGGCUUCUGCAGAGCCCUGCAGCUUGCAGCUUUGGCUUCCCCAGCUGCUGUCAGCUGCAGGGGAGGCUCUGCCCUGCUCUGCAUUC
Dryobates pubescens (Downy woodpecker) is the source of this 1089-nucleotide messenger RNA. It is a transcript of the gene NUDT9, whose product is annotated as nudix hydrolase 9. Gene Ontology annotation, molecular function: ADP-ribose diphosphatase activity. Lineage: Eukaryota; Metazoa; Chordata; Aves; Piciformes; Picidae. Bases 34 to 930 code for a protein of 298 amino acids. The record is from RefSeq and is a predicted model, not a curated record. Gene Ontology annotation, cellular component: mitochondrion. The transcript has 7 exons.